AUGCUCCGAAGAGUCGUCGCUUUUAAAACUCUUUUUGGCUGCCCGUGUGCUUCUAUUGGUACUACUUUCUGUGUUGCCAACCAAACUCAGCCUUUUUCCUCCAACUAUAAUGAUUCCAAUCGUCACAAAACUCAAUCCUAUUAUUCGAACCGUAGUGGAGCGCAACAUCAGCAUGCUGUUAAAUCCUCUUCAGGGUCCAUGGCACGGACGCUGACUUAUAAAGAAGGUAAGGAAUUUAAGGAGGCGGCAUCAACUACUCACCGCAAGAGCUACGAUACGAAUUCUGGAGAAGGAGAAUGUGAGAGGAAUGACCAAACGGAUAACUAUGAAAAAAUGAUUCAAUUUCGCAACGUUAAGAAUCAGCACAAGGACUUCAUCAGGCCUAAGUCCCAGCGUCCUUCGUUUAAAAAUACCAUGGCACAGAGCAACGCGAAGACUAUAAUUCAAGCCCCAAUGAACGAAUUGGAAGGGGGUAACAGACCGCUUCAAGAGGGCCACGUUAGCCUUGAUGAUGGGGAAACUGAUGUCACAAAGAUCUACAGCAACGACGAAGUACACCAUCUUGUCGAGGGCUCUGAUACAAAAAAGGGGGCGCUUCGUGUUUCCACGAACAAAAUUGACGAUGAUAUCCUCAACCUACUCGAGACUCCAGAAGAGAGAGCUGGGAUUGCUCUUAGCGAGCGAACUUUUGAAACGCAUGGUGAUGCUAUCGUCGCUAACAAAUCGAGAAGCGAGGAUAAGCUCACUGUUUGCUCACAAGACGCAGAAUGUAUAGACACUGAAGAUGAGACCGACAGCUUUGCGUCUCUUCGUCAGCAGCCCUUCUUCUCUGAGCUUCUUCGUUGUGUCGAAAAGAAUAUGAUGCGAUACCGAAAAGAAAUUCGUCAGACUAAUCGCUACAGUCGAGAGUUGAUCAAUGACUGCGUGCGUCCGCUGUUACAGCUUACAGACUUUCCUUUUACAGCCCAUAAACUCACUGAACUUACUAACUGCAUCAAUCCCAUUAUCUUGAGGAGAUCCCUGGCUGAUUAUUCGGCUUGCAAGCGUUUGCAUAUCUACCGCUCCGAAGACACGGAACUUCUGCUAGACUGGUCUAUCGAAGACUUCCUUCGAAGGCGCUACGAAAGUAUCCACCUUUCGUGGGAGCGCGUGGAUGUUGUGUACCGUCGCUUUGGUUGGAACUCGGAAAUGAUUUCUGAUCGUGAUUGUUUGUUGUACUUUGCUGAGUUCUCCGAGUUCGUGGAAUUGGCAGAGCUGGAGAUGACAGUGAACGGAAAGCCCAGGGCAAUCUUGAUCCUCGACCCCGUCGCACAGGCUGAAAAGAGGCCGAUUCCUUCUUCUAAACUGCUGAUUCGUCGCCGCCCAAGCGCUGAUGUGGAGCCUUCCGUUACGGAGUCCGUACGCCUCAUGGGAGUCCCUGCCAUGGCUAAUAAGACGGUCCAAGACUACAAAGGAUACCGUCAGUAUCCACACAACCGCGAAUCCGUUUCCGGCAUGUUUGAAGCGGUGGAAAAGGCGGCGGAAGAGGUGGAGGGCGAUGAGGCUACGAAGUUCUCUCAUGCCAUCGACUCGGUUCCCCACUUAAAACAAGCAAUUCAACCGAUUGGCCGCGUGGUAAGAGAGUUUUCCAUUGGCAAGGUUGUCAGCACUGAUAAAACGCAACAACAGAGCGUGAUUCGCCAUCAGGAGGGGCCUACCGAUGGCGUGGAUGAUGAGCAGGCGAGUGACCAGCGCGGCAGCAGCCUAAAUGCUUCCCCGGAUACCUAUGACUCCGAGUUGCACGAGUCCCUGUCGAACGCGUAUCACAAGAAUAAGGUAGAGGUUACAAUGCUACGUCGCCGCCUCCUCAAUACCAGCAAUCCAGACGAGGUUGCUGAGAUUCAGGCGAGACUUAUGAAUUCACGCAAGGAGCUCAACCGUCUCAUAGACCAGCUGCGCCACAUGAGGCAGCUUAAGCAAGCCUUGAAGCAGGAGCAGGAUAACAAUAAGAUGAACGAGAAUGUUGCCAGUAAGGAUGGCAGUACUGGUUUAUCAGCUUCCAGUGGUCAACCAAACUUUCCGGAGGCACCGGAGCAUGACUUCUCAAAAAACGCGUCCGCCGCUGAAGACAUAGAGGAUGAUGAUGAUAUCGAUAUUUCGAAAGAGUUAAAAGAAUUUGAGGCUGAGGUAUCGGCAUCAGUGAUGAAUGCCACUACUACUAUUCCAAAGGGCGAAGGAAAUAAAUCAGCUGAAGCAAGUGCAGAGCAUAAAAACUGGAAUAGGAGGGCUGUUACCACCAUAGAAGAAGGGGAUAAUGAUCAGGAAAGUAGGGAUUUGCAGGAUUCUACUGAGAAUGACAUAUCAAAUACGGUGGGAAGUGAAGAGGAGACCGAAAACCACUGGUGUAGUGCGCAUGAGAUGUCUGCAGAGGCUGAAGAAGAAGCCUCGUGUGAGGCUUCGCAUAAGCCACCAACCUCCUUACCAUCAUCCUUUACGCAUAGCGAAAGUAAAGUGAAUUAUAAUCAAAUGAGCGCCACUUCGCAUAGCGAGGAGUUAUUACAACUCUGCGAAGAGGUGUCUUCAGCGGCAAAUAACGCACGCGAGGAGCUGAAGGAGAUCUUGCGUCAGAAAAGCUUGCAAGAGGCUGCUAUGGCCAGACAAGUGCAAGCGGCAACAAAUAAAGUGAGCACACUUGAGGAAAGGCUGAGUGAACUACGGAGCAGUUACCAGAAGGCAUGUGAAACAGAAGCUCAAGAAGCUGCUGCGGCUAAGGCUAAAGCCGCCGAAGAAGAACUUCGCCGUCAGCGUGAGAUACGUCAGGCUGAGCUUGCACGGCAACGGGAACAGGCUCGCCUUGCGCAGCUGGAGGCGCAAAAGGCUCUUGAUCAACAAAAGGCGGCUGAGGAGGCGGUAUUGGCUGCUGAGCGGCAGCUGCAGGAAGUGCGAGCUCGAUUUGGCCUAACAAAACAAGGCACUGACGUCAGUGAGAAUGCCCAGGAAGCUGAGGCCUUUACAAGUGGCCCCACAGACGUAGAAAAGAGUAUACAGCCUCCUAAUGUGUCUGGAAUCUCCAUGACACGUGCAACAACUGCGUCGGAGCCGUCCUCAAACACUAAAGAAGCGGACAUAUCGGUGCCGGCUUCGGGUUCCGGUUCCUUUUUUAUGUGCACGCCAGAGCAGUAUGAUGGCAUGCAGCUCGCUGCGGCUCGUCUUCGUAUUGAAGUUGCCAGCUUGGAGAAACAAAUGGAACAGGAAGGUGAGGAGGAUGACGAAACGCUCAUGACUGUUUUAGCAGCCUCGCGUGCUGAUCUCGAGGAACUCGAUUCCUGCAUCUCUUCCGUCCAGAUGCACGCUUCGUGGGCCGCUGAGCGGGAUGCGAAGCGUGAACGGGAGAUCCGUGCAAAAGACGCCGAUAGCACCAUGGAAUCGCGAGAAAUUCAGAAUAAGAUUGCGCAGAAGCGUUUCGAGAUCAGCCUUUUUGAGCGGCGUCUGCACCACGCCACGGAGCGCUCUGUGAUCAACAAACUAGAGCAGGGCAUUAUCGAGGCGCGUCGCCAAAUUAGCCGCCUACGGAUGGAGCAGGAUCGUCUCCGGCGGAAUGGCGAGAAUGAGUUCGGCCUUCCGCCCUCCAUCAGCAUAGCCAGGGCUCUAGAAGAUGAGGUCAAGGGUGAUGCUGAAGGGGUAGAGGAAGGUGGCGACCUCAGCGCGUCGGAAUGCCCCGAAGCUUCGUCCGGCGGUGCCUCAGACAACGGGAAGGAUGCCGCAGGCGAGCUCGACGACGAGGUGGACUCUGCCGUUCAGGAGACUUCAGCGGCUCAGGGCAUAGAUGACGAGGCGGAGUCCGAUCUCGAUCCCGUCGCGGCGUUUGAUUCGCAAAACUUUGAGCACGAGGUGAAGGAUCGACCAACAGCCAAGGCGCCCGCCGAGGAGCGACCGAAACCGGCCACGACCUGGGGUAACCCUCUUAUAGAUGCCGAUCCUGAGACGCAGAGACUGCACUUGCGUCUUGAAAGCAUGCUGCGCGAUAUUCAGCAUCUGCAAGAUAAUAUUUCCCAUCAAGAAAGUUCUAGCUCCUACGAUGAGGAUGAAGCAGAGGCUGUGCUGCUGGAGAUGCGAAGGAAACUUAGUGAAUUGCUUCGCUUACGUGAUGAUGUGCAGAGGAGGCUUGUAGAGGCGACUUCCGGUGGCAAGGGUAGGCAAGAUUCCCACAGUAACUCUGCUACCAGGGAUGCCCCCCAUACUCCUCCCGAACCGCCACUUGUAGCCUCCCGUAUGACUUCCUCAAUAGUGUCCUCUGGGUUCAAAACGCCCUCAAUCCCGAUACCGCACCUUCAAAGUGAAAGAAUCCGCAUCGCGUCUGCCACAAAGAAGCUGCAGCGUUCUACGCUCAAGGGGAAAGGAAGGAAGCAUUAG
Messenger RNA from Phytomonas sp. EM1, 4392 nucleotides. The record is from the annotation of a GenBank genome assembly. Lineage: Eukaryota; Euglenozoa; Kinetoplastea; Trypanosomatida; Trypanosomatidae.